Molecule: messenger RNA, 1368 nt
Organism: Beauveria bassiana ARSEF 2860
Lineage: Eukaryota; Fungi; Ascomycota; Sordariomycetes; Hypocreales; Cordycipitaceae
Product: Pex2/Pex12 amino terminal region
Exons: 1
Coding region: 1-1368 (455 amino acids)
Biological process (GO): protein import into peroxisome matrix; protein monoubiquitination
Cellular component (GO): peroxisomal importomer complex; peroxisomal membrane
Molecular function (GO): protein binding; zinc ion binding; ubiquitin-protein transferase activity
Source: RefSeq, a predicted model, not a curated record
AUGGAGUUUGUCACGGCCCUCCGGGGCACCUUUGACGACCAGAAGCCCUCGCUGUUCGAGGUGCUCUCGGAGCAGCAGCUCAGCAGCCUGCUGCCGCCCACGCUGCGCUACCUGCUGACCGUCGCCACGCACCGGCACCCGCGCUACCUGCUGCGCCUGCUCAACUCGUUUGACGAGAUUUACGCGCUGCUGAUGCUGCUGGUCGAGCGCCACUACCUGCGCACCCGCGGCGGCUCCUUCACGGAGCACUUUUACGGCCUCAAGCGCGAAAAGGCCCUCCGCGCCGAGGUGCCCCGCGCCAGCUUGGCCGCGCCGCACCUCGUCCGCGACACCCUCAAGCUCACCGCCAGAGACGUCUGGAUGAACCUGGCCGUCCUGGUGGGCGUGCCGUAUCUGAAGCGCAAGCUCGACGAGGGCUACGAGGUGAAUGCGCCCCGCGCGCUGCUCGGCGCCGCCUACACUCGCAUGCCCGAUAAUCCGACGCUGCGCGACCGCUUUGUCCACUACUACCGAUGGUUUCUAACCAACAUAUACCCUUCUAUUAAUGCAGCGUACUACUUUGCCAUGCUGGCCUUCAACUUGGGCUACCUCUUUGACCGGACAAAAUAUCACAACCCGCUGAUGUGGCUCAUCGGCACCCGUAUCCGCCGCAUGACGAGCGCCGACUACCAGGCCAUUGAUGCACUGACGGCAAAGGCCAAGGCCGAUGGGCGACCGGGGCAGUCGCUCUUGUCGCCGCGCCGGCUAGGCUCCACGGUGCUUUCGAGUCUGUCGGUAGCCCUGCCCAUGAGCAUCUUUGCACUCAAGUUUCUCGAGUGGUGGUACCAGUCGGAUUUUGCCAAGCAGCUCUCGCGCAAGGCGACUGAGAACAUUGAACUGCCCCCUCCAAUCAUUUCCGGUCUUUGGGCCAAGCAUUUAAGGAAAUCCAACCCCGCAGCAACAACAGCAGCAACAACAACAACAACAACGACAACAACAACGACGACAACAACAACAACAACAACAGACGAAAAGCCUGUCACUUUAGCAGACGACGGCGAGGCCAGCGACGCGCCGCAAACGGAAAUCAGCGCCAAGGACGCGCCCCUCGCCAAGCCUUCACGGCUGCCCGUCUACGUCGUGUCGUUUCCCCGAGACUCGUCGCGCUGCCCCAUCUGCGCAGAGGAUAUCGUGACGCCGACAGCGUGCCAGACGGGCGUCGUCUACUGCUAUACGUGCAUCCACCGGUGGAUCGAGGGCAUGCAUCCCAAGCAGGAGGCCUUUAUGGAGGGCAAGGCCGGCAGUUGGGAGAGCGGACAGGGUCGCUGCGCCGUGACUGGACGGCGCGUCCUGGGCGGCACGGAGGGAUUGCGACGGAUCAUGGUGUAA